AUGGGGUCUCAGGUGUUAGGGAUCCCCUGCAAGGACAGACCACAAGGCACCCAGGAGCGGGAGAGGAUGUCUGUUACGGUCGUAAACUUCCAGCGGCUUCGGGUGAAAGCUCUGCCCUGGGCUGUAGGGAUUCACUACAUUCGUGACGUCACCCGGAUAAGGCUGGAGGAAGCGGCCUCUGACAUGGCGGAUCUUGGCUCUGGGGCUUCGCUAGAGGAAUUCCUGCACAUAAAGGAGCCCACGGAAGUCCCCCCGAAGAUCCUGGAGCAGAAGCAGCCGAGGAGGCGCCGCCGCCGCCACCGCCGCCGCUCCGACAGUUUCGUCACCUAUUUCCCCAGGGUUCUGAAGAUUUUUCACCAGGACCUGAGCCUGUCUCAGAAGGCCCUGAGAGUCAUGGAUUCAUUCGUGAAAGACAUGUUCCAGCGCAUCGCCGAAGAGGCCUCGCGCCUGGCCCGCAAAACCCGGCGCGCCACCAUGACCUCCAGAGACAUCCAGACGGCCGUGCGCCUGCUCCUGCUCGGGGAGUUGGGCAAGCACGCCGUGUCCGAGGGCACCAAGGCCAUCCUCCGAAGUUCGUUAUGUCUGAUAUGACAACGGAUGAAGUGCAGAAGCAGAUACAAGAAUCCAUCUGUCUUCUGUCAGGCCGGAUAG
Molecule: messenger RNA, 651 nt
Organism: Pteropus alecto (black flying fox)
Lineage: Eukaryota; Metazoa; Chordata; Mammalia; Chiroptera; Pteropodidae
Product: histone H2B-like
Exons: 4
Biological process (GO): nucleosome assembly
Cellular component (GO): nucleosome
Molecular function (GO): DNA binding; protein heterodimerization activity; structural constituent of chromatin
Source: RefSeq, a predicted model, not a curated record